Molecule: messenger RNA, 3524 nt
Organism: Coprinopsis cinerea okayama7#130
Lineage: Eukaryota; Fungi; Basidiomycota; Agaricomycetes; Agaricales; Psathyrellaceae
Exons: 4
Coding region: 1-3459 (1152 amino acids)
Source: RefSeq, a predicted model, not a curated record
AUGUCGGCGCUCGUUAUGCCCAGAUGUACGGGAACCCGUAUGUGGCGCCCUCAUCCCGUCGUACCCUUUCUCGCGUUCUACUCCAGCGAACAGCUCGCCCAGUUCAUGCGCACCCAUCUCGACGACCCGUUCUCAGAGAAAUUCGCCAAAUUCGUCGAGACAGUCAACAUGACUGGGUCCUACUUCACCUCAAUGGAUGACGACACUCUUUCAAGAUUAUGCGGCCACGAACCCAGUCUUCUGUACGACCUCCAGCGGUGGAAGACUGCAUUGACCAAGCCGCGGACACCGUCUGUCCGAACGGUCUUCGAGCUUCCUCCCAUAUCUCCCACCGUCUCGCCAGCACCUUCAGAACCUUCUACUCUUCAUCCCGAGAGCGAUCGGGAGGUUCCAGUGCAUGGCGACGCCGACAGGAGCGAUGACUGGGACGACUUCCUCCUCUCAACACCCGAGUCCACACAAUCCGCAUUCACUCUCGAGGACCAGGGUCCGCUCUCGCCUCACAUCACCCGCGCCCAGCACGUCGACGUCGUCGAGACACGUUCCACGCACCACUUCAGCCCGCUCAUCUCCCGCCACCAAUUCACCCACUACGAUACUCAUCACCAUCAUCCUGGAGUCGAUGACGACAAAUUCCCGUACUCCAAUCCUUCCCCCGAAUCUGAUCUAGACGGCGGUAGCAGCACAGCUGGGGACAACGAUCCCCUCUUCUCCCACUCUGCCUCACUAUCCCGAAGAUCAAGCACCGCAUCCCUGCGCUCAAACAUCAACGUCCUCAACUUUGACUCCGUCCCCACCCCCGUCCCUUCGGACCUCUUCGAACUCGCUGCGGAAGCCUUAUCCUCCGCGUCCUCCACCUGUUCCGACGCUUCAUCCGAAAAAGAUCCGCUAGAGGACGCAGACGAUCAUCUAUGGGUUUAUGAAGACGAACUUGACAGAAAUGGAGAUGCAGUUGCGGGAGAUGGUGCUCAUAACCGAGCCUGCGGUUCGCCUCGUGUCGAGAAAGAUGGACAUGAGGAGGAGGAAGGUUUGAUUGAGAAUGAGGGUGGUCCUUCCAUUAUUGAUAGCUUUGGUUUGGUGGGACAUGAGGCUGGUGCGGGAGACGAUGAUCGGGAGGGUGGGACGUCUCUCGGGAUUCAGCACGAUCCUGGACUCUUGAUUGAUGAAGACCGGCCGGCGUCUUCAGAACCAUCCCUUCUUUCACAGAAUGACCGCAGUCAAGAUAACUCCGACAUCGCCCCAUCCAUUGACAAGUGCGAACUGCCCUCUACCCAACCCGAAGAUGGCCCAACACCUCGGACUGUCCUCCCUGACCCCGCUUCUUUCCAGCCCACCUCCAUCGAAGACUCGCCACCCUCUCUGACUUCCGACUCUCAGUCCGACGACGAUGAUGGUCAAGGAACCUCAGCCUUCGAGGUCAUUGUUGUCUCUUUUCCGCCAUCGACCAAACCCACCACCACUCCCGCCGAGCCAUGGCCUCCCUCACCGCAACUCGAAACCAUCUUCGAGGAGUCUUCAACCGCCGCCGCAUCCCCUUGUCUCCUUGUUCAUGACUUAGCUAGGGAGGACUCGACCGGUUCUUCAUCGGAAGAGCUCCCAUAUGUCGACGCUAAUGAAAGCGACCUUGCGUUCAUCGAAGAGGUCGUCCCUGACCCAAUGUCGAUCCCACUACCGGAGGAUGAGGAUAGCGAUCUCGACGACUUUCAGGAUUUCGACGUUCACAUCAUCGUCCCUACCCCGCCGGGUGACGAGCGGACGGACAGCGGCGACGACUCUCAAUCCUGUGUGGCGGUCCUUCCCGACCCGUUGGCGAUCCCACUUCCAUUGGAGAACCAAAAGGAACUCGAAGACCUGAUGGAACCCACCGCCCAAGCAUCCGUGUCCCAGCCGCCCAUUGUUACCACCGAAGUCGUCCACAACGAGCCUUGCCUUACCGAUGGCGAAGACGACGAAAGGGCCGUCAACUCCGACCUCGAGUACGCCGACGCAGAUUCGCGGCUGACCUCACCUGCGCAAGCAUCUGUGGCCCUUACACCGGUUGUGAUUCAUGUACAAUUGCAGGAAGCCGGAUACGAACCUGUUGUCGUUCCUGUCCCAGUCGAGCAAGGGUCUUCGUCGAAGCCAUUGUCGUCCCUCCAACACUCGGACGCCGACACCGACCCUUCGUAUUCUCUACCAGGUGCAUUCGAGUAUCAAGCCCUACCCGAUACUCGUGCCCUCGUCGCUGCAGACGAUGCGCCCGAGUCUGAACAUCCCGGGGAAGAACAGUCCAUCCAACAAGUCGCCAUCCUCGACGCCGCCCCUCAACCCUUCAGCGAUGCCAUCUCCCGUUCCAUAUCCUCCGAAUCCCAGUGCAUGUCCAGUCUGUCUGCUGUGACGCAGCUUAAGACAUUCGAAUCCCAAAUACCCUUCCCACCACACAACUCGAUUCCCAUCGCCCCUCCAACUUCAGAGCCAACCCCACCAAACGUCCUCACUGCCGAGCCUACUGUCGACUCUGAACUGGAGCCAAAGGCACUCGUCCAAACCGCGGGUGCGGCCCUCGAAAACGACGAACCCGACUCUAUCGCCCCAACGCCCGAGCUUACCUUGACACCAGCCACACCCUCCCUGGAAGAGAUAUCCCAAACUCUCACAGAAGUCUUCAUCAAGCAACAGGUGCUCACGAAUGGGUGUCUCGGGCUGAGCCUGUCACCAGAGUUGGAGAUUAUUCAAACACCGGUGUCGCCCAGUUCGAUCUCGCUCGAGGAUGUACGCGUUGUCCAGAGCGUUGAAGUUGAUCGUAGGCUCGACGACGGUGUGCAUGUUGCUGGCUCUGAAGAUGCUACCGGCGAGGACAAAUACGGCAUGGAGCACGCGCCCGAGAAACCGAAAUUGGAGAUCGACAUCUCGUCCGGCGACUCGCUGUUCUCAGACGAGCUCCUUUCCGCGUUGAUCUCAUCCGUCUCACCGUCCUUCCCCGACCGCCCCUUCAGCAUCACUCGGUCAACAUCGUUUGGGAACUCACCCACCAUCUCUCGCUCCUCUUCUUCAUCCUCGUCCCCGUCCAGUUCAGACAAGUACCGCCAAUGGUCGAGGAGCGGAACCGCACUUCCAUUCUCAGGGAGGGAUUACGAUCGACCGAGGUACCUUUCCUCACCUUACAUGCCUCCCAACUCGCCGUCUACCCCGUCGUCAUCACGUCUAUCUGUCUCAGCCGACUCUCCGUUCACCUCUUCUCGUGGACUUGGACUUUCAACGUCAACCGCCGAGAACGACCCGUCCGAUUCGAGAGCACCAAGACCGCAAGUACGCUUUGUCACUUCGGAUUCGUCCGCUAGCUCUGGCACCUCCCAGGACGCCUCCCAGGAUGCCGAUGACGAACCGGUGCCAUCAUCCCCGCUCUUGACACGCUUCAAGUCCAUUUUCCGCACCAUUCUCCCGUUGCAACACGAUGGACAGGGGCAUGAGAAUUCGUAGCGUGAAACCAUCUAGGAGUCUGACGGACCGGGAGACUGUUGGAGUUCUCUCGUGAGGUCUCGGGA